GUAAUUCUCUGGACUCAAGGCAGCAACAUAACAUCCUAUCAAGCGCUGCGAUUGACCGCUGGCGCAGGCAACCAUAAUUGGACUGGCCUCAAGACCACGAGCCAUCAGGGAAGCAUCUCAUUCAUAUGCUCUAUGAGUUGCAACCUCUUUUUCUUCUUCUCUGCUCACGCUUUCCCACGUUUCAACGGCGAUUGAACUGCGACAGCGAGGAACUAUGGAGUCGCUAUUCAGCUUGCCGCUGCCGUUCCAGCGCAGACUGACGAAGAUGUACACCGACACCAAGAGCUCAUAUGAUUUCGUCAAGGAGCCUGUGCAGAGCGCGGAAGACCCGGAACUCAUCGCUCUGCACCGCAAGUUGAGGAUCCAGAAGGACAGGCUGGUGAGCUGGGGCUUGGAGUGGUCGGAUCCUUCGCAGUCACCUGAUAUCGACGAGUCCAUCAACAAGGCUGGCCUAAGUGAGCUUGUCGGAAGUGUCAUGUCGACGAUCAAAGAGAUCCUGGCUGAGGCCGAGCCGUUGUGGCAGUCGUCGAAGAGGGUGACGUUUGAUGAGAAGAGUCCUUCCGGGGAGAAAUCGAAGGCGGCGUUGAUUGUGUGGGACAAGACGAGGUUCCAGGACUUGGUGCGGGAUUUGACCAUGUCUAUCGAUACCUUGUACGAUCUUUCCAGGACUCGGCAGUCUGCACGGAAACCUCCACCGAUCAAGGACUCGGAAUCUUCUACCUCGACCCUGGCUAAGAAUCGACAAGAGGAGAGACAGUUCGAGUCUACUCGGAUGCAGGCCCCGCAACAAAUUGAUCCAAGCUCGCUUAUCUGGCCAAGGGACCUCAAAACAAUACAGCCCGGUACGUUACAACCUGCCAAAUCUCCUAGACAGAUCGUCUUUAUGCGUCGACCGGCCUUUCCUUCUGAUUCCCGGAAAUAUGGUGCCUCCGUUCCUGCUGUCCCCGUUCUUCUAGAGUACGCAAACUAUGAUCCCAUCUAUUCCGUUACUGGUAUUACGCCAUCCAUGACCCGGUUUGAGAAGCUCUUUGCUGCUCUCUCCCAGGCUUACAUCUCCACGGAAAGGGUCCUCUCUGGUCUGCUUCAUCUGAUUGGAUACUUCGAAGAGGCUGAGCACUCCAGGUUCUGUCUCUUGUACGCGCUACCUACACACUUCGGACCGGUUGAUAUCGAAAGCCCAAGGAUGCCUUCUAUUACCAUCUUGUCGGACCUGUUGUACAGUAACAUGUACGAGCCUAGUCUGGAAGUUAAAUACCGCUUAGCCUACAACGUGGCCAGUGCCGUCUUCGAUUUACACUCCAAGGGUGUAGUACACGGGAAUGUCAUCGCUUCCAAUGUCUUGUUCAUUGAACAUCAAUCUCAGAAUCGUCUGGACCUGAGCCAAGUUAACAUGCGCCAAUCUUUCCUGGCUUCCUGCGACCUCUUUUCUGAUAACGCCACAGAUAACUCUGCGCCGUUUCUAUCACCGGCUUCACUCUACAGACAUCCUUUGGAUCCUCGGACUACCCGGUAUACACGAUUCACUUCCGAGAGCAAGUCUUUGGAUCUUUACAGCUUGGCCAUGAUGCUUUUGGAAAUCGGACUUUGGACUUCGCUUCACGAUAUCUUCCCAUCUAUUCAAACUAUUCCAGACAACCCUGCUGCGGUUCUGAAACAUCUUGCUGCCAGGUGUGGAAGUCUUUAUGUGAAGGCAGUUCAAGCUUGUUGGCAUGCGCCUGAUGAGGAAUUAUCCUCGAAAACAAGACCGGAUGUCAUGCAUCAGAAGGUCUUUUGGAAAGUCUCCAAGGCGUUAGAUACUUGCUGUGCUAUUGAUGAGAGUUCAGAGGAGGACAGUGAGGAAAGUGAUGACUCGCCGCCAGUGCCUUCAACACCUCUGAAGGCCUCGAGGUCGUCGACUCCUCAAAGGAGGAUGAUCAGCGACCAGAAACCACCGGUUCCGAUAGAAGUAAGGUCAACCUGGAAGGAGAUGUCGGCAUAUGAAAAGGCCUCUGCUUCCUUCAACACAGAAAACACAUGGGUUGAGAAGCCCGCUGUCAAGCCAAUUGCACCUGUCAAAGUUGAAAAAUCAAAACCGAAGUUACGUACCUAUCCGUCGAUCAGGAUAGCCCCAGAGCAUCUAGACUUCUGGCACACCGGCUUGAUGCCCCAUAUCAACCAUGUUCUCCGCAACUUCUAUAAGAAGUACCCUGAAUCUGUUGAGAUCAGCCUUGAAAGUGUUGGCGAGACGCCAACCACUACCAAGCCUACCAUUCUCGUUAUCUGCACAAGCGUCACCAAAGUCCGAAGCAUUCUUAAGAAGUCCUUAGUCUAUGACAAGAAUGUAUUCGGGCUGAAAGUAUGUCGUGGCAAAGUCGUCCGAUCACGGAAACGGGGAGCUCGAAGAUCAAUGGCCAAUGGUGAGCUUAAGGCCGCAAAUCCAGAUCACCAGGACCGGCCAUCGAAUGGUGCAUCCAUUGGUGCUUAUAUUGGCGAGCGUCACCUCCCUCCCGUCUCUUUUGGCGGCUUGAUCAUGGUCGACAACAAGCCCUAUGGCAUGACAGUUCACCACAUGCUCGACGAUCCCAGCGAAGACUCAGAAGACGAAGAUGUCCAUAGCUCCCAACCAAUCCUCCGCUCCAGUGCCUACGCCGACAUGCCCGACCUCACGCGAUCCCAGUCCUCAAUCUAUAGCAGCGGCGACGAGGAGUACAUGUAUACCCUCUCCGACUACGAAUCCGAUUUCUCCACCACCUCCUCACCCGCCGCCUCAGAAUACGGCUCCGACGACGAGUGGGCCGCUGAAGAUGCGGUGGAGCACGAAAUCCUCGAGCCCGGAGAUAUAAGAGGAAUCCCCACCGGCUGCGGCGAAUCCUAUCUGAUAACUCAACCCGCCAUCGACGACGUAUCCCCGGACUUCUUCCCCAGUGAAGAAACAAGAGAUGAAGACCACCUCGACUCCUUCCAGCUUGGAGAGAUCUACGCCUCCUCAGGUAUUCGACGACGUACAGAGAAUGACAUCGUCCACGAGAUUGACUGGGCUUUGUUCGAGUUCUCCGAGGAUCGGUUACCGAUAACAAACCACAUCAAGAACGGUUCCCGCCAUUGCAGCCAGAAAGAAGGCCGAUACCCCCUCUCCGUUGCCUCUAGCACGGAUCUCGCAAAUCUCAACGUUCACUGCAUGGCGCGGACCUCUGGUCUACAAUCCGGGCGUAUUCUACCCGGGAUGGUAAUCGUCAAGAUCUACGGGCGUCAAACACCCUCUACCUCUUUCCAAGUAGCCGGAAAACUCGGUGUUCCAGGCGAUUCCGGCGCCUGGGUCGUAGACAACGAGCAAGGACGAGCAUGUGGCCACGUUCUAGCGUGGAGUUCCCGUAAACGGGUUGCAUAUAUCUGUCCCAUGGACGUCCUUGUCAAGGAUAUUGGGGAGACGGUUGGUGCUAGAUCUAUUUCCUUACCAGGUGGACAGGAAAUAUUCUCUUCCAUUUCGGAGGAAAAGAUCUCGGACGAGAGGAUCGCCGCAUCAGUACGGGAGGCGAUGUCUGCAAGUCACCUUGACAGGCUGGCGAGUAAAACAGAUCCUUCCGACGUCUCAGACGAACUUGCUUCUCUUCUGGCGGAACUCAAACUCCCUCCUACGCCUACACAAAUUGAUGGGCUCGAUCCUGCGAGCCUUGAGAGCACGAGUUCGGGAUCUCUUGUGCACCAGGGCAAGCAGAAGGAAGAGGUCAGGAUUCGUCUUGUUCCGAGGGAUGAAAAUCAGCUCGGAAGAAGACAAGAGUUCGAUGACUCGCGGUUUCUUAAAGCGGCAGGGAUGCAGGGGUGGAGAGCGAAGGACGCGAGUGCGUUUGCGAUGAGUGGGAAGGAGAAGGGUGGCGAGGAGGUUGUGGCUUCGUGACUCGCGGUUUGCCCUGUUGCUAAUUUGGUAAUGGGGUAUGGCUGAACAUGAAUAUGUGGAAUGAUGGGAUGAAUCUUUUAAGAUCGAAAAGUGAAGGAUGUUUCUUUUGUCAUGAUUUGAUUGCAUUUGGAUAGUUGGAGAGGCGUUAGGAUAUCAUACCCACCCAUGAAAUUGAUACCACUCACCGAUAAUCGUAACUGCUUUUUCC
Molecule: messenger RNA, 4082 nt
Organism: Hyaloscypha bicolor E
Lineage: Eukaryota; Fungi; Ascomycota; Leotiomycetes; Helotiales; Hyaloscyphaceae
Exons: 2
Coding region: 215-3874 (1219 amino acids)
Biological process (GO): protein phosphorylation
Molecular function (GO): protein kinase activity; ATP binding
Source: RefSeq, a predicted model, not a curated record